This is a messenger RNA of Brassica napus (rape), 1329 nucleotides long. RefSeq names its product protein PXR1-like. The record is from RefSeq and is a predicted model, not a curated record. NCBI's taxonomy places the organism in Eukaryota, Viridiplantae, Streptophyta, Magnoliopsida, Brassicales, Brassicaceae. Bases 428 to 1114 code for a protein of 228 amino acids. The transcript has a single exon.
UUUAAAUGACAAAGCCCCAUACAAAAACCAUAUUAUGUCGUUUAAAUUUCUUAUAGUUGCUCAAAAACAAGUUAUUACAAUUUAGAAACUUUAUUAUCCUAAUGAAGUUGUGUAGUAAGUUCUCCUGUCAAGAGAGAAUUUCUACCACGUUUAACAUGUAAAUAACGUAAAAACGAAAGUAUGGUCAACCCGCGUUUUAUUGUAGACUACACUGAGUGACCCAGUAUAAAUACUCACAUGGAUCAAAGCUAAGUUCUCUCAAGAAACAAAGUAAAAGAAAAAAAAAAGAACAAAGAGAGAAACAUAUUCUCAGUUUCUUUACAUGAAUAUAAACUGAGAACACAAUUGGUCUUUUAUUCUCAAAAGUCCUCCAUUUCUUCACUUUUUAGGGUUUUUUCUUCUUUUUCUUCGGUUCCUAUCUUCACCAAUGGAUUCUUUUAGCUCUCAGAAAACUAAACCAAGAAAGACAAAAAGGCUUGCGAAAAAGUCUCGUGUUCAGAUAAUCUUGGACCUGUUUUACCGGGCGAUCGAGAUAGUUCUUGUUCUGGUUACAGUAGCUAAGCUAUGCUAUCAGCUCGUUAUCACGUUGCAUGAUUCUGGUGUCGCCGCGGUUGUUAUCGCAAACCGCAAUCUUGCGUUUGUUGUAGCAAACGCGAUAGUCAUCGCUCUAAUCGCGAAAUCAGGCCUUCUCUUGAAUCAAGAAGUUGUUACGAAGUCCAAACGCAACGCUCUUUACGAGGAGUUUGUUCAAGAGAGCUCAAGGAGAGAUGAAGGAAAACAGAGCGAAGCAGAGAAAGAGACACUGAGCAUAACUGAGACCAUAGCCAAACAGAGCAAACCUGAGAAGGCUACAAAACAGAGAGAUUCAGUGAAGAGAGAGAAGCAAAGCAUAGUUGAGCAUCAAGAGAAGAAGAUGGAGAAACAGAAGAGACAAAGUCAGAGCUACCAACGAAGCAGGUCGGAGAAUUUGGAGGGUUUGGAGAAGAGUUCAUGUGGAAUAUUAAGGAGAUCAGAGACGGAUACGUCAUCUGAUAGAUUUGAUUCUGAAGAUGAACUCCGGUACAAGAUCGAGUCUUUCAUUGCAAGGCAGAGGAGGAAUCAAAAUGAUGAUUAGCUUGGUAUAGCUUAGAUAAAACACAUAUAUUAAAAUAUCAAAGAUAGUUUUUGCAAAUACCAUUCACGUAUAAUAAUGUGAGUGUUUGUUAUAAAAGGGUGAAAAUAUUUUAAAUCCUUGGCAUAAAUUUUUGUUUAUCUUUUUAUUCUGUUGUAUUUCUUUGUAUAAUAUUUUUGGUAAUCCAGUAUAAUAUAACAAAAAUGAAUAUUUUUGUA